Messenger RNA from Apodemus sylvaticus (European woodmouse), 1435 nucleotides. RefSeq names its product N-acetyltransferase 9 (putative) (gene Nat9). Gene Ontology annotation, biological process: protein acetylation. The record is from RefSeq and is a predicted model, not a curated record. Lineage: Eukaryota; Metazoa; Chordata; Mammalia; Rodentia; Muridae. Gene Ontology annotation, molecular function: N-acetyltransferase activity. The coding region runs from base 538 to 1260 and encodes 240 amino acids. The transcript is spliced from 6 exons.
GGUGCGCACCUACGCGCAUGCGGAAAGCCUGGUUCUCCGGGACAGACGCUGACGCCUGUCGCUGGGGACGCCUUCCUCCGUGGGGGGUGGUUGUGAGCUUUGCAGUUUGCAAACUGCGGCGCUUAGAAGGGCGAGGAACAACUGUCGUGCCACGCAAAGGCCUGAGAACUUUGAGUGGGGCUUGGGGACAGGAAAACGGAAGGGCCAGAGCCAGGGGACGUGGACUCUGGAGGCUAGGGUUGGAAACAGGUUAAAAAAAGGGUUGGGGGUGGACUGGGGCACGUUGUGUAGGAGUGGGAUGGAAACCGAGCCAGAACUUGGCCCCUGAGUGAGAGCCUGGACGUGUUGACCACUUCGGUUCUUUCUCUUAGAAGAGUUUUGGAAUCCCUGUUGUUUCAAGUAGUUGUGAGGGAAAGGCAGGACGCUCUUCUGUCAGCAUAGCCCCACCGCUACGGGAAGAGUUCCGGUUCUCACCCUGCGUGGAAAGACACUUGGGGCUCUGAAGUCUGUGACUCUCCCCACCUGUAGGCAGCUACAAUGAAGCUGAAUGAGAACACCAUGCUGUUGGGCAAGAAGGUGGUCCUCGUACCCUACACCUCCGCGCAUGUGCCUAGGUACCACGAGUGGAUGAAGUCAGAGGAACUGCGGCAUCUGACAGCCUCAGAGCAGCUGACCCUACAGCAGGAGUAUGAGAUGCAGUGUAGCUGGUGUGAAGAUGAAGACAAGUGCACCUUCAUUGUACUGGAUGCAGAGAAGUGGCGGGCCCAGCCUCGACCCCCUGAGGAGAGCUGCAUGGUGGGAGACGUGAACCUCUUCCUCACAGACCUAGAAGACCCUACCUUGGGGGAGAUUGAGGUCAUGAUUGCAGAGCCCAGCUGCAGACGCCAGGGACUUGGCACCGAGGCUUCUCUCCUGAUAAUGUCCUACGGAGUGACAAAGCUAGGUCUGACCAAGUUCGAGGCCAAAAUCGGGCAAGAAAAUGAACCUAGCAUCCGGAUGUUCCAGAAGCUUCACUUUAAGCAGGUGUCUAUGAGCAACGUCUUCCAGGAGGUGACACUCAGGCUGGCCGUGAGCGAGCCGGAGCGGAAGUGGAUCUUGGAGCAGACGAGCCACGUGGAAGAGAGGCCCUACAGAGCUAAGGAGGCGGAGCCGGCGACAGCCACCCUGAGCGAGCAGAGUUGGAGCUACCCACUCCCAAGGCCGGACAGCUGCACAGGCGAUAAAAGCACAGUAUCUCCUGUCUGCUCCAGGCCCUCCUGAGCCCGCCUCGGCCCUCCCCUGGCUAGUAGCGGUCAAGAACACUCCUUCCAGCUCCGAACUAUACCCCAACCCGGACUGCACUGGCAGGGGUGGAGGUGUGAACUGGAAGCCGGAAGGGUGUGGAGAGCCAGCCCUUCGCUGGGGCCCUGGCUGAGUAAAGCACUCUUGGGCAGCU